AAUUUGCUGACGGACAAAGAUUAAGAUGUCGGAAAACGCGAAAAACAAUAGCUGCCUGCAUUGCAGCGUACUCAGUACGAAAUACCAGUACCAGGAGAUCUUCGAUGAGUUCGGAAUUGAACUGGGACUGCAGUCCCUACUGGCCAAGCACUUCCUGUUCGAAGUGUCUCCCGAUCCGCGGAAGCAGCAGCUUCUGUGCGAAGUUUGUGUCAACAAUCUCAUCCGCCUUUUUGAUAUUGAUGAACUGGAAAGAGAAAGAGAUGCUGCGAAGGAUGUGGCUCAGUGCAAAGAUCCCAAGGCGGAGGACCCCAUCAUCAUUACCGAUGUCCAAGCAACUUCACCAGCUGCAAAGCCCGUCAAGAAAGCUGCGCCCUCCAGACCCUUCACUAAGGUCCUGCGACCAGUGCCCAUUAUUCCCAUCCGGGAACCAAGUGCCCGGAUAAGAAAUAAAGCUGCUGCUGCUUCCCAUGUAACACCUGAUGCAUCUAGAUCUCCUGAGCCAUCACCACAGCCGUCUUCCCCAGAAGCUUCUGUCCUUAAAAACGAUAAUAAUCUGGUUGUGAAAGUCGCAGAUCAGGAGCAGUUCAGUGUCCUUAUACAAAAUAUUCUGGACGGAGAGGAAGCUAUUGUUGAGGAUGACACCGCAGUGAAAGAAGAGUCCAGUGAAGCUGUCCCCGUGGAAACAGAAACCCCGGGUCAAAUAGUCAUCCUAAACAGCGAGGCUGGGGCAGAAACUAAUCUGGAUGAGAAUGUUUACAUAUACGAGCAUAAUGAUGUUAUGGAUCCCAAUUUGGACAAUGUUAAGGUAAAACCAAUAAGUUGUUCGUCUAGAUUGGUAGCUCAAGCUGAAGAAAGUCAAAGCGAUGAUGACAUUGACGAGGGAGAGACUAGCAAUAUUGUUCUGUUUAACUUUGUGGACAUCAAAGAAAAGGAUGAUGUUGAUAAUAUACCAGAGUACUUGUCCACCGUGGUGAAGACAAGCUUUGAAAAGCUGACAUUUGAGUGGUGCACUGUGUGCAAGCACUGCUCCCUGAAGUGUCCCACAUUCGAGAGCCUUCUUGGUCAUUUGUUAAAGGCCCACAAAACACGAAAAGAUGUCCACCAGUGUCCCAUUGAAGGAUGCAACAAGGAGUUGAAAGGACGCAAAUUCUUAGCCAUGCAUCUUGUUAUGUUGCACGCACCAGUUGCUGAAAUUGCUAUCUAUGGCUGCUGUCCGGAAUGUAAACUGACGUUUUCAAACAUUUUGCAGUACAACAAGCAUUCUUGUGCUCAUGUAAUUAAAAAAAAGCGAGGUAUUCGCUCAUUUUGUGAAAUGUGUUCGCUAGAGUUUCCUUCUUGGAAGCGUUUUAAUUUCCACAACCAGUUCCAUCUAGAAAAGCAUAGACCUCGAGCGUGCUUCGUCUGUGACUAUGCCAGUACAAACAUAGAUGAACUUUUCCAGCAUUUGAAUUAUGCGCAUGAGCCAGUGGGAACCUUAUUCUGCGACCUUUGCGACCGUACUUUCCGGGACUCUUCUGUUUUUAUGGAGCACAAUAAGUCACAUGCCAAUGUUAGCAGCACGACCUACUCUUGCGGCGAAUGUAUGGCGAACUUUGAGUCGCGGGGUCGGCUAAAUGGACACAUGAGAGCGAUGCAUGGCAGCGUAAUAAGCUGUGAACUCUGUUCCCGCGAAUUUGCCACUGAAGCUACUUACAAUAUUCACAUGAAGAAGCAUCUGAUUAUCGAAAAAGAUGUGCACGUGUGCAGAACAUGCGGUCUUUUAAGUGACAGCCGCGAAACCCUUCUUGCGCAUGUGGAAUCCGUGAAGACUGCCUGUUUUGGCUCCAAGAUAUACGUGGAGCUCCUACGGGAUGCUUAUGUGUGCGAGUACUGCUCCUCGUACUUCAAAGAAAAGGACAGUCUCCAAGCCCAUCGUGACUCCGGGGUACAUAAGGAUGGAGUGUUUUGGUGUCAGCCCUGCGGCAAAGAAUUCGCGCAUAUGAAACUAUAUCGCCAUCACCUUCGGAACUAUCAACAACUUCGAGCGGACUCAACACAUCGCAGGCUAGAAAUUUGUGUUUACUACAUGUGCGAUCAAGAGAACUGCUCAGAGUCUUACGUGAACUGGAACUCCUUGUACACACACAAGCGCCGCACACACGAAUCUUCGAAUAAGCAAGCGGAGAGGAGUUCAAGGUCUGCCCAGGAAUGGGUUUGUCAGUUUUGCUUAAAAGAAUGCCGGUCCAAAAUGUCCUUGUCCGUUCAUGUGGCUAGGAGUCAUAACAAUGAUAACGUCACCUGUCCUUUAUGCAAUGCCUCAUACAAGAGCCGUGAUGCUCUGGCUAAGCACCAUGCCUAUUGGCAUGAACCAAUAGAGUGUCCGGAAUGCUUUAAAAUAGUCAAAAAUCGACGGAAUUAUGACACUCAUGUAAAUGUUGUGCAUUCGAAUAAGAAGCGCUAUUCUUGCAAUGUCUGUCAAAAGGGGUUUUAUCACAAAAGUGAAAUGGAGGCUCAUCAAAAGCUUCAUGGACAGUCUUACAACUGCGAACACUGCAGCUUCACCACCAGGAACAAAAAGUCCCUUUCUGUUCAUGUUCUUGGUCAGCACUAUAAGCGGUUUGCUUUCGAGUGCAACGUGUGUAAGAAGAGGUUUGGACGCAGUCAGGGAUUGAAGACGCACAUGCAGCGAGCCCAUGGGGAUAAAUACACGUGCCGCGACUACUUCGACGGCGGCUGUGGACGGACCUUUGUAAACAGUUCCCAGUUGAAUGUGCAUGUCCGAAAGGUCCACGACGGCAUUAUUUUGCUACAGGAGGAUGUGGUUGAAGAGGACGAAUGCAUUACCGAUGAUGUUCCAUCCACAUCUAAAAAGCGCUGCCUUCGCUUGAGUGAAAACAAUAUUGAGUUUAUAGAGGAAGCAGAUGGGGAUGAUAUAGAAAUGGGAGAGGAUGACGAUGAGGACGACGAUUUUAUCGACGAGAUCCAAGAUCAGGAUCCACAAAAUUGAGGCUGGUAAAUU
Messenger RNA from Drosophila santomea, 2998 nucleotides. Its product is annotated as zinc finger Y-chromosomal protein 1. Lineage: Eukaryota; Metazoa; Arthropoda; Insecta; Diptera; Drosophilidae. Bases 26 to 2986 code for a protein of 986 amino acids. The record is from RefSeq and is a predicted model, not a curated record. The transcript is spliced from 10 exons.